AAAUUUUCUCAUUAUUUUAAAUUCGUCGUAGAGAAAAAACGUUUUUUAGUUUUUUGUUUGUAAAACUUUUAAAUUGCGAGUAAGAAAAAAUGAAUGGAGAAUUGAACAAUAUUUUCCCUUUUGUGUUGCAUACGCUAAGUUCCAAACCUCGUCAAGAGGAAUCCCAAAAGAAACUUUUAAAGGAACUGAGACAAAAGCUGAAAGACGAAGAUAUUGUUUAUACAAAUUUAAAAGAAGAAUUCCAACAAGCCCUAGAAAUCGGUCAAGACAUGGGAAUAUUUAAUUUGACGGAAGAAAAUAUAGCUUUACCAUUUUCAUUGAAAACUAAGAAAAAGGAAGCAGUUACAAGUCGAAGUAAAUCGAAUCCUGUCAGGACUUCCAAACGAGAUCAAUCGGAAGAAACUGAUAAGGAAAGAAUGUCCCGGCGUAGACGAGGCAGAAGCAGCAGUCGUAGGAGGAUGAGUCGGAGCCGAAGCAGGGGACGCAGUCAAAGAAGUCGACGAAGCAGGAGAGGUUCACGAAAAUAGGGAUUUUCAUAAUUUUGUAAAUUUUUUGUAAAAAAAAAAAUUAAUAAAAAAUACACUUAAAAAAAUUUUAAA
Messenger RNA from Episyrphus balteatus (marmalade hoverfly), 599 nucleotides. RefSeq lists its product as uncharacterized. NCBI's taxonomy places the organism in Eukaryota, Metazoa, Arthropoda, Insecta, Diptera, Syrphidae. The transcript has 3 exons. The record is from RefSeq and is a predicted model, not a curated record. The coding region runs from base 90 to 527 and encodes 145 amino acids.